GGACACGUUGCCCCGGGUUAAGAUCAUGGCGGGGAAGGGCUGCCUCAGCCUCAUCAAAUAUUUCCUCUUUGUCUUCAACAUCUUCUUCUUCGUCCUGGGCAGCCUCAUAUUCUGCUUCGGGCUGUGGAUUCUCGUGGACAAGAACAGCUUUGCCUCCUUCCUGGGCAUGUCCUUCACGCCGCUGAAAAUGUGGUCCUAUGCCAUGGCGAUCUCUGGGGUCUUCACGGGCGUCCUGUCCUUCCUCGGCUGCCUUGGCGCCCUCAAGGAGAUCCGCUGCCUCCUUGGCCUCUACUUUGGUCUUCUGCUGUUGCUGUUUACCGCCCAGAUCACCAUCGGAGUCCUCAUCUACACCCAGCAUGGCUCGCUGGAGCGGAAGGUGAAGCUUAUCGUCCUGGACGUUAUCGAAAAUUACCACAAGUACCCAGACGCGUACAGCACGGCCGAGAACUGGGAUUUCGUGCAGUUCCAGCUUCGCUGCUGCGGCUGGGACUCUCCCCAGGACUGGUGGCUGGCGUCCUCCCUUCGGCCUAAUGGCUCGGCCCCCAGCGGCGGGGAAAGAACCGUCACCUCCUCCCCGACCACCCGGAGCAGCGAUUUGGUGUCCCCGAGCCGUCCGCUGGAGCCGGUUCCACGAGUGCCCUGCUCCUGCCAGAACACGUCGGUGAUCAUGGGCGCACCCCCGAGCCCCGCGGAGGUCUCCAAAGUCAACCAGCCUGCCCCCGGGCCUGGCGCCAAGGCCAGCAGGGUCCUGCCCGGUCCGGGCGUCCCCGGGACCGCUACCCGGCUGCACUCGGGCGAGCUGUGCUCCCUGCCAGCGGAUAGCUCAGUUUACCAGGAGGGCUGCUCUCGGAGCCUCUACACGUGGCUGCACAACAACCUCAUCUCCAUCGUGGGCAUCAGCUUGGGCCUGGGGCUGCUCGAGCUCGGGGUCAUGUCGCUCUCGAUGUUUCUCUGCAGGAACCUGGAUCACGUCUACAACAAGCUCUCGCGAUACUCUUAGACAGCUCCCACCCUACCUGAGACCCCAACUCCUGUCCCCAGGAGACCUUAUUCUCUUGCCUGAAAUAGCCACAUCCUCUCUCCCAUGUUGCUCUCCUCCAGCUCACGCUGGAGAGCUGCCCCAAAGGAGAAAUCUAGGCUUCUUGUUCUCCCUGCUCCCUUUCAGGCGGGGGAGCCUGGCACCUUGUUUCCCAGCAUCCAUCCCUCUCACUUCUUGAGCCAACCAGGUCCUUUCCCUGAGCAUCUAGGAGGCUCCCCAGGCACCCAGUAAUAUUCUGUCCCCCACCUUCCCUGUCUUCCUAAGGAUCCUCCAGAUCAUGCUGUCUUUGAGUGCCUCCCCCAGCAUUCUGUCCCCAACAGGGAUGGAAGCUGGAUGACUAAUAGGGUCCUACUCUAAAUCCCAAGUCUCUUGUACUCCGCUCUGUUUUCUUCCCACCCAGCAUCUUCUUUAUUGCUGAGUCUGAGCCCCAGAACUCUCUUCUCUGCCACCCUCUCCACUUAGCAUCCCAGCCCCUUCUCCUGUCUUCCCCCAGUUACUUUAGUGGCCACCAUAGCAGGCUCCACCUCCCCUCCCGCCGGCCCCCUCACCUUCAUCUUCUUGCUGUGGGCUACCAUAUUCUCUUCUUCCUGGAGGUCUCAACGUUCUGUCCAGGCUGCCCUUUUUUCCUUCCUUUCCUGGGUAAUGUGGCUUCUUAUCCCCCAGUCUUUUCUCCUCUUCUCUGAGACCCUGGCAUCCUACUCUCUAGCUCCUUUUCUCCUUAUCUCCUCCACCCCUUUGUUGUGUCCUGUCUCCCUUUCCCUCUCAGGGACCCCAUUAUUCUGUCACCUAGAUGGACCCUCUUCUCCCUCCACUCCCAGUGGCCCAUCCUCUGGGACCUUUAGCCUCCUGGUGAUUCUAGCAUCCUCCCACACAGCCCAUUUUCUUAGCUUUUCAUUUGUCUUACUUUUCACAUCUCUUUCUGUCCAAUAACUUUGAGCUCUGGGUAAGAAAUAAAAAUCAUUAAAUUUGCUGGUAAAA
Gracilinanus agilis (Agile Gracile Mouse Opossum) is the source of this 2017-nucleotide messenger RNA. It is a transcript of the gene CD37, whose product is annotated as CD37 molecule. The record is from RefSeq and is a predicted model, not a curated record. NCBI's taxonomy places the organism in Eukaryota, Metazoa, Chordata, Mammalia, Didelphimorphia, Didelphidae. The transcript is spliced from 9 exons. Bases 26 to 1000 code for a protein of 324 amino acids. Gene Ontology annotation, cellular component: membrane.